UGUCUCAGAGUUUGGAUUUCCUUCAGGCAGGAGUGGAGGUGGGGUGUAAUUCCAACUUGACAGCCCGGGCACUUGCUUUAAGGCAGAUUUAAGGGCAACCAUGUGUUAGGCCAGCAGGCACCGUAUCUCAGGGCAGAGGGCUGUGGCGAGCCUCGUCCCUGCCCUGGGGCUCCCUUUCCCUCCCACAGCCUCUUUCGCUUUGACUGGAAGGUGCCGGGAUCUUUAUGGGGAGAGGAACUGCACAGUGUCCUUAUCCCUUCCUGACUGGGUCCCUUCCCGGAGGCAUCUGGAUUCUGACUCGUGCUUGGAAGUGGUUCAAGACCCCUCUGGGGACAGUCUAAACUCUUUCAUGAUCUGGUGGGUGCGUCAGCUGCUUUUGUAAAAUGGCUAGCGUAUAUAGAGUUACAUACUAGAUUUAGUAAAAUUACAAUCCUCAAACUCAGGGUCUAUUCAACCUUGGGGAAAACUUAAACUCAGAAGGGUGACCUGUAAAACAGAAGAGCUAGCCCCUGUCUUCUAGGGGGUUGGUGGGGUUCGUGAUGAAUCCUAACAUGUCAAGUUGAUGACCACAGAGCGCCCCAAGACAGUCGUGAGAGACUUCAGGACAAGAAUGUUUCACUUAAGGACUUGUGCUGCUAAGUUGAGGCCGUUGACGGCUUCCCAGACUGUGAAGACAUUUUCACAAAACAGACCAGCAGCAGCUAGGACGUUUGGGCAGAUCCGGUGCUAUACUGCCCCCGUUGCUGCGGAGCCCUUCCUCAGCGGGACUAGUUCGAACUAUGUGGAGGAAAUGUACUAUGCUUGGUUGGAAAACCCCAAAAGUGUACACAAGUCAUGGGACAUUUUUUUCCGAAACACCAACGCCGGAGCACCCCCGGGCACUGCCUACCAGAGCCCGCUCCCCCUGAGCCUGGGCUCCCUGUCAGCUGUGGCCAGAGCACAGCCCCUGGUGGAGGUUCAGCCCAACGUGGACAAGCUGGUGGAGGAUCACCUGGCAGUGCAGUCUCUCAUCAGGGCCUACCAGGUCAGGGGUCACCACAUUGCAAAACUUGAUCCUCUCGGAAUUAGUUGUGUAAAUUUUGAUGAUGCUCCAGUAACUGUUUCUUCAAACGUGGACCUUGCAGUUUUCAAGGAACGACUUCGAAUGCUAACAGUAGGAGGGUUCUACGGCCUGGACGAAUCUGACCUGGACAAGGUCUUCCACCUGCCCACCACCACGUUCAUCGGUGGACAGGAGUCGGCCCUUCCGCUGCGGGAGAUCAUCCGGCGCCUGGAGAUGGCGUACUGCCAGCACAUUGGGGUGGAGUUCAUGUUCAUCAAUGACCUGGAGCAGUGCCAGUGGAUCCGGCAGAAAUUCGAGACGCCUGGGAUCAUGCAGUUCACCAAUGAGGAGAAGCGGACCCUGCUGGCCCGGCUAGUGCGCUCCACCAGGUUUGAGGAGUUCCUGCAGCGGAAGUGGUCAUCUGAGAAGCGCUUUGGUCUCGAAGGCUGCGAGGUGCUGAUUCCUGCCCUCAAGACCAUCAUUGACAAGUCAAGUGAGAACGGAGUGGACUACGUGAUCAUGGGGAUGCCGCACAGCUCUGCUCUCAGCUCCUCUCGGGCUGCAAACCGAGGCACUGCCUGUCCAUCGGGGGAGGAAGGGGCUAGAACAGCAUUGCCUGCUGCCCGGAACACAGCUCAGGCCCUGCUCGCCCCUCUGUGCACCAGAGGGCGGCUGAACGUGCUUGCAAACGUCAUCAGGAAGGAGCUGGAGCAGAUUUUCUGUCAGUUCGACUCAAAGCUGGAGGCAGCUGAUGAGGGUUCUGGAGACGUGAAGUACCACCUGGGCAUGUAUCACCGGCGGAUCAACCGUGUGACCGACAGGAACAUCACCCUGUCGCUGGUGGCGAACCCUUCCCACCUGGAGGCUGCCGAUCCCGUGGUGAUGGGCAAGACUAAAGCUGAGCAGUUUUACUGCGGGGACACCGAGGGAAAGAAGGUCAUGUCCAUCCUUCUGCACGGGGACGCUGCAUUUGCCGGCCAGGGCAUCGUGUACGAGACCUUCCACCUGAGUGACCUGCCGUCCUACACGACUCACGGCACUGUCCACGUGGUCGUCAACAACCAGAUCGGCUUCACCACCGACCCACGCAUGGCCCGCUCCUCACCCUACCCCACCGAUGUGGCCCGAGUCGUGAAUGCCCCCAUUUUCCACGUGAAUGCGGAUGACCCGGAGGCAGUCAUGUACGUGUGCAAGGUGGCAGCCGAGUGGAGGAGCACCUUCCACAAGGACGUGGUGGUGGACCUGGUGUGUUACCGACGCAAUGGCCACAACGAGAUGGACGAGCCCAUGUUCACGCAGCCGCUCAUGUACAAGCAGAUCCGCAAGCAGAAGCCCGUGCUGCAGAAGUAUGCCGAGGUGCUGGUGUCGCAGGGCGUGGUCAACCAGCCUGAGUAUGAGGAGGAGAUCUCCAAGUAUGACAAGAUCUGUGAGGAGGCCUUCACCAGGUCCAAGGACGAGAAGAUCUUGCACAUCAAGCACUGGCUGGACUCCCCCUGGCCUGGCUUCUUCACCCUGGACGGGCAGCCCAGGAGCAUGACCUGCCCCUCCACGGGCCUGACGGAGGAUAUUCUCACGCACAUUGGGAACGUGGCCAGCUCCGUGCCUGUGGAGAACUUCACCAUUCACGGAGGGCUGAGCCGGAUCCUGAAGACCCGUGGGGAGCUGGUGAAGAACAGGACGGUGGACUGGGCUCUGGCGGAGUACAUGGCUUUCGGCUCCCUCCUGAAGGAGGGCAUCCACAUCCGGCUGAGCGGCCAGGACGUGGAGCGGGGCACUUUUAGCCAUCGCCACCACGUGCUGCACGACCAGAAUGUGGACAAGAGAACCUGCAUCCCCAUGAACCACCUCUGGCCCAACCAGGCCCCCUACACCGUGUGCAACAGCUCGCUGUCCGAGUACGGGGUCCUGGGCUUUGAGCUGGGUUUUGCCAUGGCCAGUCCUAACGCCCUGGUCCUCUGGGAGGCCCAGUUUGGUGACUUCCACAACACGGCCCAGUGCAUCAUCGACCAGUUCAUCUGCCCGGGACAAGCCAAGUGGGUGCGGCAGAACGGCAUCGUGCUGCUGCUGCCCCACGGCAUGGAGGGCAUGGGUCCGGAGCAUUCCUCCGCCAGGCCGGAGCGGUUCCUGCAGAUGUGCAAUGACGACCCAGACGUCCUGCCGGACCUUAAGGAAGCCAACUUCGACAUAAAUCAGCUGUACGAUUGCAACUGGGUUGUCGUCAACUGCUCCACCCCUGGCAACUUCUUCCAUGUGCUGCGUCGCCAGAUUCUCCUGCCCUUCCGGAAGCCGUUAAUCAUCUUCACCCCCAAGUCCCUGCUGCGGCACCCUGAGGCCAGAUCCAGCUUUGAUGAGAUGCUUCCAGGUACCCACUUCCAGCGGGUGAUCCCAGAAGAUGGCCCUGCAGCCCAAAACCCAGAAAACGUCAAGAGACUUCUCUUCUGUACCGGCAAAGUGUACUAUGAUCUUACCCGAGAGCGCAAAGCACGGGAUAUGGCAGAGCAAGUGGCCAUCACGAGGAUCGAGCAGCUGUCGCCCUUCCCCUUCGACCUCCUCCUGCAGGAGGUGCAGAAGUACCCCAGCGCCGAGCUGGCCUGGUGCCAGGAGGAGCACAAGAACCAAGGCUACUACGACUACGUGAAGCCCAGGCUGCGGACCACCAUCAACCGCGCCAAGCCUGUGUGGUACGCCGGCCGGGACCCAGCAGCGGCUCCAGCCACCGGCAACAAGAAGACCCACCUCACGGAGCUGCAGCGCCUCCUGGACACGGCCUUCGACCUGGACGCCUUCAAGAAGUUCUCGUAGAUGCUGCCUGGGCUCCGCCUCACGACCGCCCCUUGCUUCUCCACUACAGAAUAGUGCUCCGCGCUGCCCGCGCCUCUGCCCGUCCCUGUACCACACACGCCCCCUCCUCGCUCACUUAGGAAUUAAGCUGCUCCCCCACGUGCUCGGCUGCCCCCAGGCCAGGUGCUCCCCAGGCUCUGUGACUUCUGUCCAGCUGAGCAGCCUUCAUGGAGGCAGUGGAGAGCGGGGGGGUGGAGAGGCAGCCCCUGCAGGAGUCCUGGGAGGGUCACAUCUGCCCUCACCCCCGGAUCACCCCCAGGGCCCGCCUCAUGUGGCACACCCUUGUGCUGGCGGUCCCUGUCACCCAGCAGGGUGGCUUCCUCUCCUCAGGCUGAGCCCCAGACCCCUCGGAGGAGCCACCACGGUCAGAGGCUUUGUGGGGUGGGAGGGCUCUGUCAGGACCCUCGCCGUGCAGUGAGCAGAGGGCACUGCCGCGGGCUGGCUGGUGGGAGACGGCCCGAGACUGACCUGCACAGAAAGGGCGGGUCCGCUCUCCUCAGCGUCCACUUCCUCCCCUCGAGAGGGUCCCGGGCCGUGCACAGGGGCCGUGCACACUCCACCCGCCUGGAGCUGGGUGGCACCCGGGCCCGUGGGGUGUGCGUGGCGGGAAGCGCCACUCGGGGCUCUCGGGCCGAGGCGCAGGCUGCUCAUCUGGGUCCUGCCCUCCCUUAACCUCCAGUUCCACCUCCUUUCCUCUUUCCUUCUACAUGAUGGAGACUCCGAAGCAUCCUUCUCUCUGCUGUGCCAAAGCUGGUCCGAAGGGGAGAGGAGGGCCAGGAGUGAGGGGCAGCACUAGGCCAGGGGCCAGCUCCCCUGACCUGUCACAGGGACAGAUCUGAUUUAUUUAUUUUGGUUAAAAAAAAAAAUAACGAAAACAACUUUGCAUUGCAUUUGGCUUGACCCAUAAACUAAGUUAUCCUUGGG
Molecule: messenger RNA, 4807 nt
Organism: Delphinapterus leucas (beluga whale)
Lineage: Eukaryota; Metazoa; Chordata; Mammalia; Artiodactyla; Monodontidae
Source: RefSeq, a predicted model, not a curated record